Vespula vulgaris is the source of this 3928-nucleotide messenger RNA. Its product is annotated as zinc finger protein 569-like. Gene Ontology annotation, biological process: DNA integration; regulation of transcription by RNA polymerase II. NCBI's taxonomy places the organism in Eukaryota, Metazoa, Arthropoda, Insecta, Hymenoptera, Vespidae. Gene Ontology annotation, molecular function: RNA polymerase II cis-regulatory region sequence-specific DNA binding; DNA-binding transcription factor activity. The record is from RefSeq and is a predicted model, not a curated record. The coding region runs from base 953 to 3514 and encodes 853 amino acids. The transcript has 4 exons. Gene Ontology annotation, cellular component: nucleus.
UAUAAAAAAACGCAUAUCAUACUAUACCUGCAUAUGUAUGUUUAUAUUUUUACAGUUGAAACAAAUUAAAUUCAUUUUUUUAUGAAUAUUUACAAUCUACUUUGAAAUAAAUUAAAAAAUAAAAGAAAAUCUAUUCUGUCAAAAAGAAGAAGCGUUAUGAAGUGUAAAAAAAGAUAGGAAGCGAUAGAACAUUAUAAAUGUGCAUAUAGUUCAACCAUAAAAUAAUAAACAAACUAGAUGGAAAUGUACCAAUUGUGCAUCUAAACAGCCGUGUAAACAAUUUCUACGAUGUUCAAAUUAUUUAUUUUCAUUCAAUAACCAAUAGCUUUUUUUCUUCUAAAUAUAUUUAAUAUCAAGUUUUAAGGAGAACAAACGAAAGAUGAAGCUUUUGUACGCACUGCUAUAGAAUUGAAUUAUAAAAUGUGUAUUAACUCAAAUGUACUCUUAGAAGGAUUAGAUUUGUAAAAAGAAUUAAUUUGUAAUUAAGAGGAUUGUUAUUAAUCAAUAUAUAUAUAAUGUGAAAAGAAACAACACAAUUUUUUGAUUGUAAGUUGAUAUCGUAUAACACUUUAUAGGUUAGAAUUAUAAAAUCGAUUAAAAAUUUUCUUUGAAUUAUUAAUUUGAUUUGAAUGACGACUUAAUUUAUAUAUGAAAAGAUGAAGUAUUGCAGAAGAAAAAUGCUAAAAUGUGAAAGGCGAAAAAAUCUAAUACAAAGGAAUACAAAAUUCAGAAUUAAUUUUAUCAAGUGACAUGUUUGUAAACAAAUGAUUUAUUUUGUUCUACAACAAGUCUUAUUUAAUUUCACUUUAUAGAUUGGACUUCUGGGAACAAAUAUAUAAAAAGUUCAUUGCAUCAAUUUUUUACUGUCAACAAGAAUAAUCAUAACGUUGUAUCUAUAAAAAAAGAAGCAGAAUUUCAAGAGAAAAAACAUAACUUUCAAGUCUUAAAGAAUAUGAAACAUUCUGAAAAUUCUAUGAACAAAGAAAAAGAAAAAAUAAAUUAUGAAGAAGCUUCUCCUUCAAAUAUAACAACAAAUCAUAAAUCACAGCCUUUAAAUUCGACGUCAACUAAGAUAAUUAUUAAUCAUCAUGAAGGUGCACAUGUAACAUUGUGUCGUAGAGGUCAAAUUGAUGUUAUAGAAAUGCCAUUGGAACAAACAUAUUUUUACAAGUACUUUCUGGUUUACGAAGAUUUACCAUCAAAAUUUGUAGUAUUACAUGCUUUACACAAUAACACAGCAAAAGAAGUAGCAAAUAAGUUACUAGAUAUAUUAGCAAUUAUUGGAGCUCCUCAAGUUCUACAAAGUGGAAAUGGGCGUAAUUUUGCUGAACAAAUUGUCAAAGAAUUACGUAUUUUAUGGAAAGAUUUUAUCAUAUUACAUGGAAAUGUGUGCAAAUGUGAAGAAGAUAGUAGAGAUUUUAAAAAUUUAUUAAAAUGUUGGUUAAACAAAAAUCCUGGAAAAACAUGGUAUGAAGGUUUGAAAUUUAUACAAAUCUUUCAAAAUUCAACAUAUCGUUGUCAAAAUGGUAAAAUACCAUGUGAUAUAUUAUUUGGACAAAAUAUUCAUCAAGAAUUUCAAAAAUUAAUCAUCGCUAAAAAUACAACAAAUGAUAUGUGGACAGAAGAAGAAUGGAUAAAUGAUACAUUAAAUAAAAAACAAAAUAAUACUAUUACAGUUGAUAAUUUGACUCAUAUUUCUGGAAAUAUAAUUUCACUAAAUACAAGCGAUACAGAUAAAAAUGAUAAUUGCCAUAAUGAAUAUGAUGAUGUCUCGUGUAAUAAUCAUAAAAACAAUCAUGAUGAUUCUUUUCAAUUUCAUAAGAAUUCAAACAACUUUAAAUUUGUUAGUGUUAAAAGUGAAACAUUUUUGGAUAAUUUACAAAUGGAAGAUUCAACAUGUGCAGAGCCAAAUAUUGAAGAACAUAAUUUUCGUAUAAACAACCAAAAUUUAACAUGUAAAAUUUGUCAUAAACAAUACAUGAAAUUGGGACAUUUGAAAAAUCACAUGAAAACUCAUAUUAAGAAACGACAAUUUGAUUGCACAUUGUGCAAUAAAACAUUCCAUAUCUUGAAAUUAUAUGAAAAACAUAUGCAACAGUUUCAUGAGAAUCAUCAACAAAUUAACAGUCAUACAGAUUGCAUAAAAAAUGAUAAUAGUUAUAGUAAAUAUGCUGAUAUAAGUAUUAAUAAAAAAAGAAGUAUGGAAACAGAGGAAAUUCCAAAGAUACAUAAAUCAAUUAUGAAAUCUCAUCAAAGUAGUAAUAUAGUACUGAACCAUACGAAUAAAUGUGUUAGAUCUAUAAAAAAAUCAAAUUCUAUCAAUGGAAGACAAUUUUCUAGGAAAAAAGAAGAAAAUAGAAUAUCAAGAUUGAAUGGAAAUCCAACAUUAGAAUGUUCAUAUUGUAAACAAAAAUUCAGUUUUCCUAGUGUAUUAAAAAGACACAUGCGUUCUCAUACAAAUGAAAGACCUUAUGUUUGUAAAAUAUGUAAUAAAAGUUUUAAACAGUUAGGUCAUCUUAGUCAACAUUCAUUGACACACAAAGAUUACAGAUCUUUUCAAUGUGCAAUAUGUUGCGUUAAAUUUGAAUCUCUGGAUUUGCUUAAAACUCAUUCUCAGUCACAUCAAGGUGAAUCAAUACUAAAGUCAAAAGAAAUUUAUCGUCUUUUCGAAUGUGAUAACUGUAAAAAGGUUUUUACAACAAAAAGUGUGUUAGAACGUCAUAUAUUUACUCAUACGCAUGAGCGUCAAUUUGGAUGUAAAAUAUGUGGUAAACGAUUUAAGCAAGCUGGUCAUGUAAAAUCUCAUAUGUUAGUUCAUACUGGAGAGCGAAAAUUUGAAUGUACUAUAUGUUCAAAAAGAUUUAGUUUAUCAAAUUCGCUAAAAAAACAUAUGUACAUUCAUAAUGGUGAAAAACCAUAUCAAUGUGACGUGUGUGGAGCGAGAUUUCUUGAAAAAAGGAAUCUUAAUGGACAUCUUAUGACCCAUACAAACGAAAGACCAUUUUCUUGCAAAAUAUGUGGCAAACGAUACACGUUAGCAGAUACACUACGUCGGCACGUCAGUGCUGCUCAUGAAGAUGGUCGAACGUAUCAAUGUGAAAUUUGCGCAAAAAUGUUUAAACAGCUUGCACAUUUGUCUGUUCACAAGAAAGUACACAAUGAUGAACGUCCUUUCCAAUGUCAUCUUUGCGAAAAAAAUUUCAAACAUAAAAAUGUUCUGAAAUCUCAUUUAGCAAUUCACGCAAAUAUUCGACCUUUUGAAUGUGACAUUUGCAAAGCAACAUUUGUUAGAAAAACUAAUUUGCAAACACAUAUAGCAUCGGCACAUAUGAAUGAACGUCCCUAUGCUUGUACAAUUUGUGGUAAACGAUUUAAACAAAUAAGUCAUUUAAAUGGUCACGUUGUUGUUCAUAGUAAUUCAAUGCCUUAUCAGUGUGAUUUUUGCGAUCGUCGUUGUAACAGAUUGGAUAAUUUAAAGAAACACAUGCGUCUUCAUACAAAAGAUAAAGAAUAGAUAAAUGAAAAUUACGAAUUCAGAAUUUUUAAUACUAGAUAUCUCAUUAAUUUAUAUUUUAAUUCUGUAAUUGCUUUAUAUAAAUGCUUAUAUAAAAAAUGCUUUAUAUAAAUUGCUUUAUAUUUACAAAAUGUCACGAAUAUAUGAAAUAUAUUUGUAAUUUUAUAUACGAUUAUAAUAAUUCCUUGUGAGGAAAUUAGAAGGAAAUUAUUCAAUUUAAAAAUUUCUUAUGGUACAAAUAUUUGGCACUGUAUGUUAUGUAUGUGUGUAUGUAACAUAAUACGUAAUGUGUACUUGUAACUCUUUACAUUUUAUACCAUAAGUUAGUAAGUUCAUUCAAUUGAAUACCUGCUUUAUCUUUAUUAUUAAUUGAUAUUGAAUUAUAUUAGAUCAAUAAUAUAGAUUUUAAUCAUU